Messenger RNA from Onychostruthus taczanowskii (white-rumped snowfinch), 954 nucleotides. RefSeq lists its product as uncharacterized. Gene Ontology annotation, cellular component: membrane; MHC class II protein complex. The transcript is spliced from 3 exons. NCBI's taxonomy places the organism in Eukaryota, Metazoa, Chordata, Aves, Passeriformes, Passeridae. Gene Ontology annotation, molecular function: MHC class II protein complex binding. The annotation marks the transcript as partial. The record is from RefSeq and is a predicted model, not a curated record. Gene Ontology annotation, biological process: immune response; positive regulation of T cell activation; immunoglobulin production involved in immunoglobulin-mediated immune response.
UUAACGGAAAUCCUGAUUUUCUUCCGGGAUUUUCAACAGAAAUCCCCAAUUUUUUUAAAUUUUAACCCAAACCCCCGUUCCUCAGUGCGCCACAGCAUCAUCCAGACGGAAUUCUACCAAAAAUCCCUGGAUUCCAAGGCGGACAGCGAGCAGUACAUGUUCGACUUCGACGGCGACGAGAUUUUCCACGUGGAGAAGGAGGAGACGGUCUGGAGGCUGCCGGAAUUCCAGGAAUUCGCCAGUUUCGAGGCGCAGGGAGCGCUGCAGAACAUCGCCAUCGACAAGCAGAACCUGGAGAAUUCCAUGAAGGCCUACAACAAUUCCCGAAUUCCCAGCGAGCCCCCGGAGGUGGCGGUGUUCCCCAAGCACCCGGUGGAGCAGGACGAGCCCAACAUCCUGAUCUGCUACGUCACCAAGUUCUGGCCGCCGGCGCUGGGGCUGAGCUGGCUGCGCAACGGGGUCCCGGUGACGCGCGGCGUCCUGGAGACGCCGAUCCCGCCGGGCCCCGCCCGAUCCCGGGGGAUUCCGACCCAAUUCCAGGCCCUGGGAUUCCUCCACCCCAAUCCCAGUUGGGUCUCAACCCAAUCCCAGUUGGUUCCACUUCAAUCCCAGUUGGAUCUCAGUCAAACCCAGUUGGGUCCAACGCAAUCCCAGUUGGAUCCCACCCAAUUAUUCAGGCUCUGGAUCCCACACAAUUUCAGUUGGAUCCACUCCAAUUUAAUGAGAUUUCAACCCAAUCCCAACUGGACGGAUCCAAUUUUCGCCGAACCCACCCUGACUCCAAACUCCGGGAUUUUUCCCCGGAUUUCCCCCCGGAUUUUUCCAGAGCCCCCGGAGGUGGCGGUGUUCCCCAAGCACCCGGUGGAGCAGGACGAGCCCAACAUCCUGAUCUGCUACGUCACCAAGUUCUGGCCGCCGGCGCUGGGGCUGAGCUGGCUGCGCAACGGGGUCCCG